CCCAACCCACAGCCCCGCCCUUCUGCCCCGCUCCUUACCACCCCAACCCAUUGCCCUGCCCUUCUGUUCCGCCCCUCCACGUGGCCCCGCCUCUCCAUCCUGACCUCUGACCUUAUCCACCGGCCCCUCCACACCAUUUGAUCCGCCCCACCUCAGGGCUCUGCCCCUUCCUCAUUGCCCCCUGGUGUGGUUCAUGGAGGCGAGCGGAGACCCAAGCCCCGGGACUUCGCGCCGUGGCCUUAGAUCUGAGGAGCAUGAGGGGUCGGACCCUCGGGAGAAAGAGCAGGCGGCCGCCGCUGGUGAGGGACGUAGGUUCUUUGGCUGUCGGGAGGCCCCGGUACCGGUUGUGUUGAGAGGCGGAGGGCCCCAGCUCAGCGCCGGCACCUUCCCACUACUGUUCGACCCGGACGGGAGGCUGGUCAGAGAGUCUUACUUUCGUAAACUCAUCUUCAAGGAGGGUGGUGUGGAUCCCAGUAUUCGUAAGGAUGUAUGGAAGUUUCUGUUUGGGAUGUAUCCCUGCUCCUCCACAACUCGAGAGCGUAAAGUGCUGGCAUUGGAGCGCUAUGUUCGCUACAAGAUGAUGAAGUGUCGGUGGCAGACCCUAAUGCCAAGUAGCAGGAGGAUGAGGGUGGAUGAGACUGACACACAGCUUUAUGAAGCAGCUCUUGCUUAUCAACAAAGGGGCAGUGGCUGCAAUCUUAAAGGGCAUGAAAUGGAUCUUUCGGAGGAAAAGACUGAGCAGAUAUCCUUCAUAGAGCUGCAGGCAAAGUUUUAUGUAGACCGUCAGAAAAUCAAUGUACAUGAACUGCAUGAAGCAAUUAGGAUCGUAGACAAAGAUGUGCCUAGAACUGAACGAGUCUUGGAUUACUAUCAAAAUGAAGGUGUGAUCAACCUUUUGGUGUUGAGAGAUAUACUGAUCACUUUUGCUGCAUUUCAUCCAGACGUAAGCUAUGUUCAAGGCAUGAAUGACCUUGUUAGCCGUUUCUUGGAGGUACUGGACUCUGAAGUGGAUGCAUACUGGUGCUCUACAUUCUACUUUGAGAAGAUUUCUUAUGAUUUCAAAGAAGAAGGCUUGAUAAGGAAAAUCAGACUUGAGGAGCAACUCCUAAAGGAACUUGACUCGCAACUUUACACUCACCUCCUGAGGGAUGGUAUGAAUGGACUCACCUUCUGCCACAGGUGGCUGCUGCUGGGGUUUCAACGAGAGUUUGAGCAUAGCGACGCAAUCCGUCUGUUUGAGAUCCUCAGCAGUCACCACCUCGAGCUAAACUCACUGGAAGCUGAAAGUGCCCGUCAUUCGGAGAGAAUGACACAUUUCCAGAGGGCAGAAGGAAAGAUUAUGCCUGAGUUGCCAUUGACCAAUAAUGAUUACACCUUUGAACUUUUCAUCUGUGCCGCAAUCUUGCUAGAGAAAAAGGAACUGCUACUAAAAUGCUCAGAUGAAGUGGAACUCAUCCAGUUUACUAACAGCUUGCAGGGGGCGCUCAACUUGGACCGUGUUCUUGAAAGAGCAGAGCAAGCAUUCUUCAACUACUGCAAUAAAUCUGUGCUGGACUGUUUCAAGAAACUCUGUACAGAACAGAAGAAAAAGAGCUUCUUUAAGUUUAAGCUGAUGGAUUUGUUUUCCUGACAGCCAAAGUUCACCGAGUACUUCAAGGUUAUGACCAGCAAGGAGAAGUAUUUCCCUGCAAUUCAGGACUCAAAUCCCAAAUUUGCAAAGGCAGUCUCCAAAAAUAAAUAUGCCUUUGCAGGAACCUUUUGAUGUUUACAUUGUAUUUUUAAGCUUAGUUGGUUGAUUGAUCAGUCUUAUCACUGAGGUCCCAGCUACAAAAGUCUUGCAUUUAAGAGCACAUGAUUUUAUUUUCCCUUGGGUUUGGUCCUUUGCUGUGCUCAGCAAUUUUCCUUCAAUAACAAGAUGCACAAGAUUGGAUAAUGUUGGUCCUACUGAGACUUCUCAAGUUAGGCAUGACCACUUCUUGUCAUGAGGUGAUUGUCUGUCACCAUUAAAGUUCCUCAGCUCAGUGCUUUCCUACAACAUAGCUGAGACUGGGAGUGUAUUGUGACAAGAACCCCGGCUAGGAACUGCCAUUCUACCACUUGGUCUGUUAGUUCUUUAAUAAAUUAACUGGCCCUGUACUGAUAUAAAUGGUUCAUAAACUGCAUUUAGGCCCUACCAGAGAUACUUCAGCGGGCUGUAAAGAAUCUGCAUUUCUGAAACAUUUCACUUCACUUUAAAAUUUUUGCAUUGGGGAAAAAAUCUUGAAUAGAUCUUUCAUAAUUGUUACUAAAUAAUGUUAAAUAAAAUGUGAUCCUGGUA
Rhincodon typus (whale shark) is the source of this 2317-nucleotide messenger RNA. Its product is annotated as rab GTPase-activating protein 22. Gene Ontology annotation, molecular function: GTPase activator activity. Bases 194 to 1630 code for a protein of 478 amino acids. The transcript is spliced from 10 exons. Lineage: Eukaryota; Metazoa; Chordata; Chondrichthyes; Orectolobiformes; Rhincodontidae. Gene Ontology annotation, biological process: activation of GTPase activity. The record is from RefSeq and is a predicted model, not a curated record.